GCACAAAUUUUUUUGUUUCGUUCAGUGAAGGAAAGCAAAAAUCAUCAAGCACAUAUAACCCUCCAGAUACAAGAUGUUAUUUUUCAGUUUUUUUAAGACCCUUGUGGAUCAAGAGGUUACCGUUGAGUUGAAGAACGACAUGGAGAUCAAGGGAGUCUUGAAGUCUGUUGAUCAAUACUUGAAUUUGAAGUUAGACAAUAUAUCAUGCACCAACGACGUGAAGUACCCACACUUGAACUCAGUGAAAAAUUUAUUCAUUAGAGGUUCUACUGUGCGUUAUAUCCAUUUGAACCCCAACUCCGUCGACUGCACGUUAUUGCAAGAUGCGUCCAGAAGAGGGCCAUGGUUCAAACCUCCAAGUAAAGGGUGCCCACUCGCUCAUACAAAAUUACAAUGUAUUAUAGACCGCUUGAAUAUAUAAAAAUGCUUAACAGUUUAAGCCUGUCCAU
Messenger RNA from Yamadazyma tenuis ATCC 10573, 449 nucleotides. Lineage: Eukaryota; Fungi; Ascomycota; Pichiomycetes; Serinales; Debaryomycetaceae. The record is from RefSeq and is a predicted model, not a curated record.